UUGCGCGCGUUACCGUCACCCGUUUUGUGCGUGCGUACCGUUUAUUGUAAAUCCGGUCGACCGCUACACUGUUGUUGUCAGUUUUCUUAACGUCCGUUUAUUUAUUAUUUUUUUUCUCACUUUCCUCAACGGUUUUUUUGCUUCUCUUCAGUCUUAACCCAUUAGUCAGUUAAGUCGUUAGCCCAAAGACAUCGCGUGUAUUGUCACGACCGAAACUCACAUUGCACGUACCGUUUACGUAUAUUAACCGACGACAAAAAUGGCUGGAGGAAAAGCAGGUAAAGAUUCCGGAAAAUCCAAGGCUAAAGCGGUGUCCAGGUCGGCCAGGGCCGGAUUACAGUUCCCAGUUGGCAGAAUUCAUCGUCACUUGAAGAAUCGUACUACUAGUCAUGGUCGUGUUGGAGCUACUGCUGCCGUCUAUAGUGCAGCCAUUUUAGAAUAUUUGACUGCUGAAGUGCUCGAGUUGGCUGGCAAUGCUUCAAAAGAUUUAAAAGUAAAACGUAUUACACCUCGUCACUUACAGUUAGCCAUUAGAGGAGAUGAAGAAUUAGACACACUCAUAAGAGCAACAAUUGCGGGAGGAGGUGUGAUCCCACAUAUCCAUAAGUCCCUCAUAGGCAAAAAGGGAUCUCAAAAACCCCAGUAAUGUUCACUCGCUGCAUAAGACUUUUAAUUAAAUGUAUUGAUUAAUUUUUUUUUUUAAUUUAAGCUAAACAAAUUUGGUUUUCUUAAUUUGACAACUUUAAUUCUUUGCAUCAUGCGAUAUUGUAAUUUACAAAAUUUAUUCCAUUUGCUACUUUUGUGUGAGUGUUCUAUAAGAUAUAUACUGGCAUGAUUUUUUUUUUAUUUUAUUAAGAAAAAUAAAACUUACUUUUUUUAAUGUCAACACUUCUUUAAUAUUGUAUUAAUUGAGGAAUUUAUUGACUACAUAAAAUUUAGGGUGUACAAUUUUUCGUUGUAUUAUUCAUUUGAAGUAUAAAAUAUAUGCAUUUUUUUUUUUU
This is a messenger RNA of Adelges cooleyi (spruce gall adelgid), 1001 nucleotides long. RefSeq names its product histone H2A.V (gene His2Av). Bases 260 to 646 code for a protein of 128 amino acids. The transcript is spliced from 5 exons. Lineage: Eukaryota; Metazoa; Arthropoda; Insecta; Hemiptera; Adelgidae. Gene Ontology annotation, cellular component: nucleosome. The record is from RefSeq and is a predicted model, not a curated record. Gene Ontology annotation, molecular function: structural constituent of chromatin; DNA binding; protein heterodimerization activity.